AAAUAGGCCCGGGUCCAUCACCCGGUACAGUAUCCCUAACCACCCUUCUUCUCCAAAACUACAGUCUUGAUACCGCGCCAGACGCCCACGGCAGUCGACACUCGGUGGCGGUAGUACGACUCAACCUCACGUUCCUCACCACUCACCUCAGGAAGUAAAGAAGAUGACAUCUCUUCGCAUUUCCCAAUCCUUUAUCUCAACCAGAUCUUCAGAACUUCAUAAUGUCACUGAGAUCAACAAGAUGAAUUCUCUCUGUGUUCCUCAAUCCUUUUCAAUUCAACUUCCAAAGUUUCUCAAGCAUAAGACAGGUAGAUUUUUGGGAUUAAAGGAGAAAGGUCUUAGCGUGUUUGCAUCUUCAACAAAUGAAACUGUGCUUCAAAAUUAUAUACCGGAAGCUCCAAUAUUACUCCCUGAAGGCCCAUGGAAGCAGAUUCCUGGGGGUAUUACUGCUCCGAAGGGGUUCAAGGCUGCAGGAAUGUAUGGUGGCCUUCGCGCUAAAGGAAAUAAGCCUGAUUUGGCACUGGUAACUUGCGAUGUAGAUGCAAUUUCGGCAGGAGCAUUUACCACAAAUGUGGUUGCAGCUGCACCUGUGGUGUACUGCAAAAAAGUGUUACAAUCAUCAACUAAAGCACGUGCUGUGUUGAUAAAUGCUGGUCAAGCAAAUGCAGCAACAGGUGAUGCAGGUUACCAGGAUGUGGAAGAAUCCGUUGCUGCCCUUGCCAAACUACUCCAAUUAAUACCACAACAAGUCUUGAUAGAAUCCACUGGUGUAAUCGGUCAGAGAAUAAAGAAGGAGGCUCUUCUUAGUUCACUACCUAAACUAGUUAGUCUGCUGUCAUCAUCUAGUAUGGGGGCGGAUUCUGCAGCUGUUGCAAUUACAACCACUGACCUUGUGAGCAAGAGUGUGGCAGUAGAGUGUGAGGUUGGAGGGACACGUGUAAAAGUUGGAGGAAUGGCAAAAGGUUCUGGCAUGAUACACCCUAAUAUGGCAACAAUGCUUGGUGUUAUAACAACGGAUGCAUCAGUAACAAGUGAGAUUUGGAGAAACAUGGUCCACAUUGCUGUCAACCGAAGCUUCAAUCAGAUUACUGUAGAUGGAGAUACCAGUACAAAUGAUGCUGUCAUUGCCCUGGCUAGUGGAUUAUCUGGGUCAGACACAAUAUCUUCUCCAGAUAGUUCUGAGGCGAAGCAGUUGCAGGCAUGCCUUGAUGCUGUAAUGAGAGGCCUUGCAAAAUCAAUAGCUUCUGAUGGAGAAGGAGCAACAUGCCUAAUUGAGGUCAUUGUUACUGGUGCAGCAAAUGAAGUAGAAGCAGCAAAGAUUGCACGCACAGUGGCAUCUUCUUCACUUACUAAGGCUGCAAUAUAUGGUAGAGAUCCAAACUGGGGACGCAUUGCAUGUGCAGCUGGUUAUGCAGGGAUUCCUUUUGAUCCAAACAGUCUUCGGAUAUCACUUGGGGACAUUCAUCUCAUGGAGGCGGGACAACCACUACUUUUUGACAGGGCUACUGCAUCUGAAUAUCUUAGGAAGGCUGGUGAAACCCAUGGUACUGUCAAAAUACAUAUAUCUAUUGGUGAAGGUCCUGGAAGUGGACUGGCAUGGGGAUGUGAUCUAAGCUAUGACUAUGUCAAGAUUAAUGCGGAAUAUACUACUUGAUCACUCAGUUUCCAUGGCUGCUGUCAAAUAACAGGUUUUAACCAUUUCAGAGUUAAAAAAAAUUAUGUGUUGUAUUGUGUAGGGAAUAUUUUUUUUUCUCUUAAUGGAUCUUAAGAGUAUUGAGGAUUUUCUGUAUUUUAUCUAUAAAAACGACAUUUAAUCCUAGUUUAUUUACAAUGAUAUUUAUUCUCAAUUAAGAUGAUGUUAAAUUUAUUAUUGUUUUGUCCUAA
This is a messenger RNA of Impatiens glandulifera, 1884 nucleotides long. Its product is annotated as arginine biosynthesis bifunctional protein ArgJ, chloroplastic. The coding region runs from base 164 to 1654 and encodes 496 amino acids. The transcript has 19 exons. Gene Ontology annotation, biological process: L-ornithine biosynthetic process; L-arginine biosynthetic process. The record is from RefSeq and is a predicted model, not a curated record. NCBI's taxonomy places the organism in Eukaryota, Viridiplantae, Streptophyta, Magnoliopsida, Ericales, Balsaminaceae. Gene Ontology annotation, molecular function: L-glutamate N-acetyltransferase activity, acting on acetyl-L-ornithine as donor; L-glutamate N-acetyltransferase activity, acting on acetyl-CoA as donor.